Molecule: messenger RNA, 1992 nt
Organism: Nelumbo nucifera (sacred lotus)
Lineage: Eukaryota; Viridiplantae; Streptophyta; Magnoliopsida; Proteales; Nelumbonaceae
Product: UPF0481 protein At3g47200-like
Source: RefSeq, a predicted model, not a curated record
UUUUGCUUCAGUUACUCUCCCGCUCUGUUGAUUGUUUUAAGCGAACGUCUUCCUUACCCCAUAACAGGUCUCUCUCUCCCCGCUCUCCUGAUUGUUGCAAGCGAAUAUCCUCAUUACUUCAAAGCAGGAUGGAAUGGACUUGGGCACCAAUAAGUGGUGGUGGAGAACAGCCUUCAGCAGAAAUGACGGAAAGGACUUGUGCACCAAUAAGUGACUAUGAACCACCACCUCGAGAGAUGAUGGAAUGGGCUUGGGCAUCAAUCAUUGGAAUUGGACCAUCACCUCCAGAGAGGAUGGGAUAUAGUUGGACACCAACUGGUAGUGGUGGGUCACCAUCUUUAGAAAGGAUGGAAUGCGGUUGGGCACCAAUGAGUGGUAGUGGACCACAAACUCCAGAAAGGGAAAGAAAUGAUGAAGCCAGAGGAAAAGCUCCAGUAUAUGAACAAGUAAAGGAUGAGCGUCAUCAGGAGCUGUUAGACUUUGUAAUACUGACGUGUGGUCUUAGAGACAAUACUAAACCUCCAAAAUCUCUUAGUAGUAUAUACAGAAUACAGGAGCAGCUUGGCGACAUCAAUUAUGUGCCUCAGAUAGUUUCAAUUGGCCCCUUUUAUUAUAAAAGUAGACGUCUACAAGGUACCAGAAAACAGAAAAACAAAUAUCUCAAAUGGUUUUUACCCCGUAAUCCCAACUGCAGCUGGGAAAAAACCUUGGAUAACUGCGUGAAAGUCUUGAAGGAAAAUGAAGAAAACGCUCGAAGAUGGUAUUCUGAAGAGAUAGAAUUCAAGGAUAGGGCUGAUUUUGUGACAAUGAUGUUAGUGGAUGGUUGUUUCCUUCUCGAAUUGCUUUGUAGAAGAUAUCGGAAAAAUCAUCCGGAACAACCUGUGAUCGGCAACCAAAUCGAUGACGAUAAUGAUGAUUCGGAUGGCCCAAUAUCCAAGAAGAUGCUCCCAAGGAUACGACACGACUUGUUAUUACUUGAAAACCAACUCCCGUUUCGUAUCCUUGAGUUAUUAUUUAGAAACACCAUUGCCGACAUUUCAUCAAUAUCCCUCGAUAGACUCGUCUACGAUUUCUUUCAAGACAUAGCUCCAAUCCAAAACGUGAAAGUGUUUCAACCCAAAACGACCAAGCAUAUACUCCAUUUACUGCGCAAGUUUAUGUGUGAUUCAUCGAAAUUGGAAAUCACAGGAAAGAGUAGUCGAGAGGCCAAAUUAAGUAAUUACUCUGUGACACAACUCAUAGAAGCUGGAGUCAAGUUCAGGAAGAAGGAGAAUGCUGAUAGCUUCUUAGACAUAAGCUUCACAAAUGGUGUAUUAGAAAUCCCCAAUUUACAUGUUCAUAGCUACACCGAAUGCUUAUUUCGAAAUUUGAUUGCAUUUGAGCAGUAUUUCCCUAAAUGUACUGGUCGGAUCACAUCUUAUGCCUUUCUUAUGGAUAGCCUCAUCAACAGUCGAGAAGAUGUCCAGUACCUCUACAAGAAAGGAAUAAUCACGCAUGGCUUGGGCAGCCAUGAAGAAGUAUCAGUUCUGUUCGACAAUCUUAGAAAAGGAAUUUUCCUCCAUUACUUCUAUUAUGAAGACGUCUGCACGGAUCUUAAUAACCAUUUUGAAAAUCGUUGGGUGGUCUGGAGCGCAAUUUUCAAGCGCGAACAUUUAAAAAAUCCGUUGACGGUUGUUGCACUCAUUGGUGCAACUUCAGCUCUUCUUUUCACCUUUGCAUCCUCCUUGUUUGCUAUGCUCUCUUUCUUUGUCCAUGGUCCUUGACCUGUAACUACUCUGGUUGAGUAUCUCAAUCUGGGUGUUUAUCCACGCAUAAUUACAUGCAGGUCGAUGAUCGAUCAUCUACGACCCUUUCAAAUUCUGCUUCCAUCCAAGUCUAUAUCUUUGAAAUUGUCAUGACUUUGUAUCGUUUCAUUUCGUCCGUUGCGUGAUUUCAAUUUGGUUGAAAUGCAUGUUACUAUCGAACUAUUUUUACUUGGCAAUGUUUAUGACU